UCAGUUGGUACCAAGGAGUUUACAGUUCUAAACUCCUUGGUUGGUACCAAAAUAAUCAGUCAUACUGGACUGCAAUGGUGUGAGGCGCACGAGUAUUCGUUGAUUGGAGCUGCGAGAAGUAUUUUCGUCAGUGUUUGCCCUCUUGCCUUGCAUUUCUGUCUUAGAUAAAAGUUUAACUGGAGGAUAGAAUUAACAUGAUAAAUAAUAUUAUAAUUUAUUAUCAUUGUAUGUGUUGAAAGGGGCGUUAAGCCAUCCCAUACAGUUUUCCAAAAUAUUGAAUCAUUUCCCUCUAUACAGAUUUUUUUACUUAUUUAUCAGCGCUCUUCGUGCGAAGAAACCCCUUUAGUUCCGUAUACCGGAUGUUUGGGUUCCUUGGAAACAAAAUGGCCGCACCAUGGCUUUUGAAUGCAGUGGUGUCCGAUUAACAGAGUUUUCCUAUGUUAUCCAUUUUUACUCUCAGUCGGGUAGUCAAUAGUGAAGUUAUUGCUGGAAUGAAAUGAAUAGGACCAUGCCAAGUGAACAUGGGACAGUUUAUUCUGACAGCAUUGGCUUUGACCAUCAGUUCGGGGGACCGGCACCACACUCUGGUAGACCGUCCAGCGCGCUGAACAACUCAAACAGUCACAACCUGAGAUGGGGACACCGGCCUAAGUCCACCCCGAUCUCCGCCAGUCCCCGCCACGGCCCAGGUUAUCCCGCCUCCAAGAUCUCAAGGCCAAAGACAGCAGCGGUCAUCCUCGGGCGGACAGACUGUGACCGGGUACAACAGCUGGAGCAUGAGCCAACGCGACGGCACAAUCUGGAGAACCACCUGCCCCCGAAGAGAACAAAACCGCCGCCAUGGCAGAAAAAUCUGGAGACUCCACUGGUUCCCUUUGUGGUGGGGCCCGGCUACAUCCUGUCCAGAAGCAAGACCAAGUGUCAUGUGACCAUCAAGGACGAGUUCUUCGAUCCGAUCUUCGAGGAGAAUAAUAAAAAAAAGCCACAGGGAGACCCAGAGAGAUUUUUUCGCAAGUCGGUCUACUAUUCUGAAGAGUUCCUCAAGGAUAAAGUUGACCAGAUGACCUCCACCCAUCAGGAACAUGUGCGGGACAUGGACUUGGAGCACCGCGAGGACAUGCUGAAACAGAAGCGACAGAUGGAGGAGGACCACAGAGAGGCACAGGCCUCCCUGGAGAAACAGAUCGCUCGAAUGGCCAAGGAGAUAGAAUUCCUACAGGGGGCGUUUGAGUCGUACAAGAGCACGCUGCACAUGGAGACUGCCGACAAGUGGAACAGCCGAGAGGCCGAGCUCAAGCAGAAGUGUGCCGACGAAAAACAGCAGGCGUUGCACGAUCUCAAGAUGCGACUGACCAAAGAACGGAACCAGGAGAUGGCGAGCACGAACAGAGAGCACUCGAAGGCCAUGGAAGCUCUCCGUAAGGAGAACAAGAGGGAGAUGGAUAGCCUGAUACGCAGAUUUUCUAAUGCUGCUGGUGAUAUAGAAAAAUUACGGAAAACAACAGCAGAAUUAGAGGAGACCAAGUCCGAGCUGGAUCAGCUGAAGGAGGCGUACAACGAGACCUGCAUCAAACUGACCAGUACCACGAGAAUGCUGACCGAUGCGAAAGUGCGGCUGAUGGAUUUUGAGGAGAGGUUUCAGGAGAGGGUAGCGCAAGUGGAUGACAAGUACAGACAUAAACUGGAGGAACUAAUGACACAGAACACUGAACUCAAGCGCUUGUUUGUCCAAAAAUGCGGAGAACUGUUUGAUGAAAAAUCCAAUACAGACAACCAGACUUCCCAGAGGGUGAAGACAGCCAAAGAAGCGAUGGAGACACUGAUCAAAUCCAAACAACGUGCCAAUGUGAACCUAGCUGUGGGCGGUCCGCUGGACAAAAUACGUGGCGGGAAGACACGCCCCCUGAGUGCCCCCGGCACACGCAGCGAGACGCACAAAGCUCACGUGACUGCUGGAGAGACGGACGCCCAUCCCACGAAGCGCGAGUUCAUACCACCUGAUGUGAAUGUAGACUCGAACCCAGAGACAGAGGAGAUGAGGGCAGAGCUGUUCUCAGGCCCUGUCAGGGAGCUGAGCAAGGAAGAGCUACUCAAGUCUAUGUCGGAGUUUUGAACGAAUGUUUGUUUGUGUGUGUGGUUUGUGUAUUAACGUGUGUGUGCACUUGCAUAUGGUCACUCUUAAGGACAAGCAGGCUAACCAAGAUUUCGGGGGUGUCCUGAAACCUUGACCUACACUAACAGUGGGCAUUGC
Aplysia californica (California sea hare) is the source of this 2251-nucleotide messenger RNA. Its product is annotated as flagellum-associated coiled-coil domain-containing protein 1. NCBI's taxonomy places the organism in Eukaryota, Metazoa, Mollusca, Gastropoda, Aplysiida, Aplysiidae. Gene Ontology annotation, cellular component: cytoplasm. The transcript has 16 exons. The record is from RefSeq and is a predicted model, not a curated record. Bases 497 to 2113 code for a protein of 538 amino acids.